CCUCUAGAAUGGGCUUUCGAGAUGAGGCGGCUGGGUAUUUUCAUAAAGCAGUGAAGCUCAACCCUGAUUUCAGUGAUGCAAAGGAGAACUUCUAUCGUGUUGCAAACUGGCUGGUGGAGCGCUGGCACUUCAUCAUGCUCAAUGACACCAAGAGGAACAGGAUUUACAAUGCAGCAAUCCAGAAGGCAGUGAGCUUGGGGUCCAAGAGUGUCUUGGAUAUUGGCACAGGAACUGGAAUACUGAGCAUGUUUGCUAAAAAAGCCGGUGCACACUCAGUGUAUGCCUGCGAGUUAUCCAAGACCAUGUAUGAGCUUGCCUGUGAUGUUGUGACUGCAAACAAGAUGGAAACUGGAAUUAAGCUCCUACACAUGAAGUCACUUGACAUAGAAAUUCCAAAACACAUUCCUGAAAGAGUGUCCCUAGUUGUAACAGAAACUGUCGAUGCAGGUGUGUUUGGAGAAGGAAUUGUGGAGAGUUUAAUUCAUGCAUGGGAGCAUUUGCUUCUGCAACCAAAGACCAAAGGAGCAAAUGGAAGUUGUGGACAGUAUGGGAGAGUUAUACCAGCAAGUGUUGCUAUAUUUGGGAUGGCAGUAGAGUGUUCAGAGAUACGAAGACAUCAUAGGGUGGGCACCAAGGACAUUGCUGGUGUCCGUUUGCCAGCAAGUGUGAAAUUUCAGAGCUCGGCCUCCUCUUCUGCAGAAACUGGAGAAGCAGUUGAACCGUAUACAACUGAGAAGAUGAGUCGGAUCCCUGGAGGGUAUUUGCCUCUGACAGAGUGCUUUGAAAUUAUGAAAGUGGAUUUCAACAGUCUUCAGGAAUUAAAGAGUCUUGCAACUAAAGAGCCACACCCCCUCAGUGUUCCUGCUAUUAAAGAAGGCAUGCUGGAUGCUGUCAUGGUUUGGUUUGUUCUCCAGCUCGAUGACGAAUACAGUCUGUCCACAAGUCCUGGGGAGGAAACCUGUUGGGAACAGGCUGUUUAUCCAGUUCAGGCCCUUGCAGGGAUCUGA
This is a messenger RNA of Microtus ochrogaster (prairie vole), 1007 nucleotides long. Its product is annotated as protein arginine N-methyltransferase 9. Gene Ontology annotation, biological process: peptidyl-arginine methylation, to asymmetrical-dimethyl arginine; chromatin remodeling. The coding region runs from base 9 to 1007 and encodes 332 amino acids. Gene Ontology annotation, cellular component: nucleus. The record is from RefSeq and is a predicted model, not a curated record. Gene Ontology annotation, molecular function: histone methyltransferase activity; protein-arginine N-methyltransferase activity; protein binding. The transcript is spliced from 7 exons. NCBI's taxonomy places the organism in Eukaryota, Metazoa, Chordata, Mammalia, Rodentia, Cricetidae.